GUUACUGGUCUAUUGUGAACUUUAGGAGUAACACACGGUAGACAUGGCGAGUAAGGACGAAUUGGUGAAGGAGCUCGGGGAGAUGCUCCCUCUUGACGAGGAGUCUUUGGUACAGAUUGUUGAUAACGCUCUGAAAUUACCCAGUAUUGGUGCCAUAAACGAAUACUGGUUAGGGUUGCUAGGCGAGUCACCAGCUGCUUUGGAGUUCAUGACCAAAUUCAACUCCCAAGGUGCAACGGAGAAGGCGGUAGAGAAGCCAAAGCACAGUCAAACACCACCACGGAGGGAACAGAGACCGAAGCAACAGGUUGCGGCGAAUGUUUGGAGUCCCAAUGUUAGUGCGCCAGGAAAUGCACAGAAGACUCAACCAAGGUUGACCAACAAGGCUUCCAGUACCACAACAUCACAGUUAUUGGAUAAGAAACCAGCUAGCAGGGGAAAGACGAAUGCAAGGAAGGAGAAGGAGAGGAAAGUGGACAACCUGAAGGAUCUGGAAGCGGUUUUGAACCAGCUAGAAACCGAGUCUUCAAAGGAUAUGUAUUCAGCGUGCGGUUGUAUGGCCACAAGACAUCCGCUCUUUGAAGUUGUGCCUAACUGUUUGAACUGUGGUAAGAUCAUCUGUGUUAAAGAAGGAUUGAGACCUUGUAGCUUUUGUGGGAAGGAGCUGAUUAGCGCCGAUGAAAAGGCAAAGAUCAUCCAACUCUUGGAGUCUGAAAGGUCCCAACUCGAAACUUCUGAAACUGGCAUGAAACACAACAGUGGUGAUAAGAAGAAGAAACCAACUGUGACACUACACUCUGGUGCUGGUGUUAAUCUAUGGAAACAACAAGAUGCCUUAUUCAAGAAGCUAGAUGAACAAAAGGCACAGAGGGACCUUGAGCAGAAGCGAAAAGUUGAAGAGGCACAGCAGGUGAAGCAACAGGAUAAGGAGUUACAAUUCUAUGCCCAUCAAAGAGAUAUGGAUGAGGACCUUAUGAAGGCCAAGUCCAAUCUCGAGAAUUUGCUGAAUUUCCAGGCGAAUUCUGCAGAGCGUACGAGGAUUAUCGACCAAGCUUCUGAUUACGAAUUACCAACGGGUUCCAAUUUGAAUAUGUGGUCUAGCAGCGUUGAAAAGGCCCUCCAGUUAAAGAAACAACAGCGACAACUAAGGAAACAGGAGAAACGAGAGAAUGAACUAAAAGGACGCGGGAAGAAAGUUAUGAAUAUAACGAUUGGUAAAGAUGGUAAGGCAACCAUGCGUGAAGUCCAAUCAACCGAGGUUAUCGACAGCGAAGAUGAAGAGGAACAGGAGCAAAUUGAUCAACUGGAGAAGGAGAUUGCAAAAACCAAAGCCAGCAAAGCUGAAGAUGAUUUCAAAACUGUCUGGGACUUCCAGAAGGACCAGGACAAGUGGGAAAAACCUGUGUACGUUGGCCAUGGUGAACCUGCUGCAAUGGACAACUUCGAGAUACCAUCGAACAAAUGGGGCAGAGUACAAUCCACAGUUGACAACAACAACGACGAAGAGAUUGACCAAUUGGUGACAGUCAUAUAAGCGAGCUUCCACGUCUAAUAUAGCCUACUCGGUUCCUUGAACCUGCUCCAUAACACAAGCUGUGUAGAUCAUUUCCAUAUUGUAUAACAAUAUGUAUAUAGGCUCAUCACCUUGGAACCAGUGCCAAACGCUCAUAACCCUGAAAUUAACACCAAC
This is a messenger RNA of Williopsis jadinii, 1690 nucleotides long. It is a transcript of the gene RQT4, whose product is annotated as Rqt4p. Gene Ontology annotation, cellular component: nucleus. NCBI's taxonomy places the organism in Eukaryota, Fungi, Ascomycota, Saccharomycetes, Phaffomycetales, Wickerhamomycetaceae. Bases 44 to 1534 code for a protein of 496 amino acids. The transcript has a single exon. Gene Ontology annotation, biological process: regulation of DNA-templated transcription. The record is from RefSeq and is a predicted model, not a curated record. Gene Ontology annotation, molecular function: zinc ion binding.